Messenger RNA from Durusdinium trenchii, 318 nucleotides. Lineage: Eukaryota; Dinophyceae; Suessiales; Symbiodiniaceae. The record is from the annotation of a GenBank genome assembly.
AUGGCAUCGACUUCUUCACAUUCUCAAGAGGCUCAGAAGGAAGUGAAGAAGCAGGCAAAGGGGGCAGAUACGAAAACUGCGGAGGGUGAAACCACCAAGAAGCCGGGCCAUGUCGAGCAGGACCCUGAUGGAGAGGACCCGGAGGUUCUUGCCAUUGCCAAGGAAGAUGCAGAGCGUGCAGCUGCAAUGGCAGAUGCUGUCGACAAAGUAGAGAAGUUCCAACUGGACGAAGACUUUGACUAUGACAAUUGUCCUUUGUCUCCACCGGAGUGGCCCUAUGACCAGCGGCCUCGACCAAGCGCAGUGCCAACAAAGUAG